Messenger RNA from Xyrichtys novacula (pearly razorfish), 1818 nucleotides. The record is from the annotation of a GenBank genome assembly. NCBI's taxonomy places the organism in Eukaryota, Metazoa, Chordata, Actinopteri, Labriformes, Labridae.
AUGUCUGUGAAAAAAGUGAGACAGAAGAUGCUAAAGAGGCUAGAGAAAUCACGUGUUUGCUCAAAGUGUUGUCGAAUAUUCAAAACACGACAAGAUCUAGCAAUCCACAUGAGAGUUCACUCCGAUGAGAGACCCUUCAGCUGCUUAGAAUGUGGCAAAACAUUCAAAACUAAAACUCAUCUGGAACAACACAUGAGAGUUCACUCAGAUGAGAGACCCUUUAGCUGCUCAGAAUGUGGCAAAACAUUCAAAACUAAAUACGACCUGGCAAGCCACAUGAGGGUUCACUCAGAGGAGAGACCCUUCAGCUGCUCAGAAUGUGGCAAAACAUUCAAAACUAAAGGAGACCUGGCAAGCCACAUGAGAGUUCACUCCAAUGAGAGACCCUUCAGCUGCUUAGAAUGUGGCAAAACAUUCAAAACUAAAACUCCUCUGGAACAACACAUGGCAGUUCACUCAGAUGAGAGACCCUUUAGCUGCUCAGAAUGUGGCAAAACAUUCAAAACUAAAUACGACCUGGCAAGCCACAUGAGGGUUCACUCUGAGGAGAGACCCUUCAACUGCCCAGAGUGUGGCGAAACAUUCAAAACUAAAGGAGAACUGGGACAACACAUGAGAGUUAACUCCGAUGAGAAACCCUUCAGCUGCUCAGAAUGUGGCAAAAGAUUCAAAACUAAAAAACAACUUGCAAGCCACAUGAGGGUCCACUCAGAGAAGAGACCCUUCAGCUGCUCAGACUGUGGCAAAAAAUUCAAAACUAAAUACGACCUGGCAAGACACAUGACAGUUCACUCAGAUGAGAAACUCUUCAGCUGCACAGAAUGUGGCAAAACAUUCAAAACUAAAGGAGAACUGGGACAACACAUGGGAGUUCAUUCAGAGGAGAGACCCUUCAGCUGCCACGACUGUGGCAAAACAUUCAAAACUGAAAGAGAACUGGCAAAUCACAUGAGAGUUCAUUCAGAGGAGAGACCCUUCAGCUGCCCGGACUGUGGCAAAACAUUCAAAACUAAAACUCAUCUGAAACAACACAUGGCAGUUCACUCAGAUGAGAGACCCUUUAGCUGCCCAGACUGUGGCAAAACAUUCAAAACUGAAAGAGAACUGGCAAGACACAUGACAGUUCACUCAGAUGAGAAACCCUUCAGCUGCUCAGACUGUGGCAAAACAUUCAAAACUAAAUACGACCUGGCAAGACACAUCCUCUAUCACUCAGAGGAGAGACCCUUCAGCUGCUUAGAGUGUGACAAAACAUUCAUAACUAAAGGAGAACUGGGACAACACAUGAGAGUUCAUUCAGAGGAGAGACCCUUCAGCUGCUUAGAAUGUGGCAAAACAUUCAAAACUGAAAGAGAACUGGCAAAACACAUGAGAGUUCAUUCAGAUGAGAGACCCUUCAGCUGCCCGGACUGUGGCAAAACAUUCACAACUGAAAGAGAACUGGCAAGACACAUGAGAGUUCACUCAGAUGAGAGACCCUUCGGCUGCUCAGACUGUGGCAAAACAUUCAAAACUAAAUACGACCUGGCACAACACAUGAGAGUUCACUCAGAGGAGAGACCCUUCAGCUGCUCAGAAUGUGGUAAAACAUUCAAAACUAAAGGAGAACUGGGACAACACAUGAGCGUUCAUUCAGAGGAGAGACCCUUCAGCUGCUCAGAAUGUGGCAAAACAUUCAAAAGAGAAGGAGAACUGGGACAACACAUGAGAGUUCAUUCAGGGGAGAGACCCCACAGCUGCUCAGAGUGUGGCACAACUUUCCAAAGAGAACCUGCAUUGAUAAAACACAUGAGAGUUUGCACUGGAGAAAGACCCUAG